CUUUUUUUUCUUUUUUUUUUUAUUGAGCAAACUUCGAGCAGCUCAAAAUUUGUAAAAUAUUCUUGGAAUCAAGCCAAUGCUGGCUCGUAAGCGAAGAUACAUAAGUUUUAACAUAAUAUAUAUGUAUACAGGUGUAUAUAUAUGCCUAGAAUAUGUAUGCUGUAUAAUGCAGCAGAAAAUGCACGACUACGCUGAAAUAUGUAACACACCUGUAGGAAAUGCAAAAAGAUUGUUAAGGACAGUUCUUAUGUAACUCACUCAAAGCAAUAUCACCCUAGGGACUUUAAUAUUGUCAUGUUAAAAACAGCAAUAAUGACCUACUUGAAUAAAGAAAUUAAAUUUAUUUUAUUAUAACCUAUAAAAAUUUAUGAUUAAUUGAAUUUGUAAAUUUCGUAAAAUUUGGAAUUUUGUGUUAUCAAGAAAAUGUACAAUGACAAUAUUUCGACGGUAACAGCGAAUAUGUUAAUGACUGUUAUUCAUUUGUAAUUUGGGUUUUAAAGAAACAAUUUAUAACUUUAGCAAUUAUUUUUAUCCAAGGACUACGUGUAUAAGACCAAAAUCAUAGAAUAUGAUAUAGAUUUUGACAGAUAUAUAUAUAAUAUUUAUAUUAAAAUUAUUUUAAAUGAAUUUUAAUCAUUCAACAUUUCCAUUUACCAAAAUUUAACCAAAAAUUAUUUAUGAUUUAACAAAGUGAAAUUGUCAAUAAUUUUUUCCAGAUCAGCUCUCAUUAAUCGUAACAAGAUAUAAAAUUGUUGCAAUUCGAGUUGCAUUUGUCGGAGUAUUUUUAGUUCAUUUAAAAGUUUCUGAAAAUAAGUAUUCGCACAAAUUACCAGAGAAUAUAUUUAAAAUAUAGUGAAUUUUAUUUCUCCGUACCUUAUCAUCCAUUUGGAAUAAAAUUAAUUAAAGUAAAUACAAGAAGAAAUAUUAACUUAAUCAUAUAAGUUUGAUUCUGUGAAGUUCGCUUUGAUCAACCGAAAUUGUCAUAAAUUUAAAUGCUGAAUAUAAGUGUUCUUAAAACCAUUUUAUCUGAAUGGUAUUUUUGAUUGUAUAUCUAGAGCUGGAAUUGGGUGAACUGUUGCGAGAUGAGUUGUUUGGAUUAUUUGAAGCCAUGUCUGCAAUUGAAAUGAUGGAUCCGAAAAUGGAUGUUGGCAUGCUAUGUAAUAGAGGCAACAACAAACCAUGUACUUUUACGCAGGCUGUUGACUCUGGUGCAUUGAAAUUGGACAAUUUGACUCAGUCAGAAGUUAUAGGAAUAAUAGAUUCAACUUAUGCGUGCAUAGUGUCUUGGCUUGAAGGUCACAGUUUGGCCCAAACGGUUUUCACUAACUUAUAUCUUCAUCAACCCAGUCAAAUAGUGGAUAAACCUCUGAGAACCUUUUGUUAUGCUGUAUAUAAAAUAAUUGAAAUAAUUAAAGAUUGCAUAAAUAAAGCAUUAGUUUUUGAGGAAGAAGAUUUCCAGAGUGUUACUUAUGGUUAUAGAUUGCAACAGGAUAUUACAGAACAAAAAAUCAUAUCCAUGUUGAAAGAAGUAGAAGAUGAAUUACCUAGGAAAAGUAGAAUAAAACCAAUUCAUGUAGUAUCUGAGAAAGAAUAUGGUGAUAGAUUAGCACUCUAUGCCAGAAUUAGAUUUACUAAGAUAUUUUAUCAAAUUUUAUCAUUAAUGGGAAAAAAAGAACAACUGCAACAAAAUUUAAAUGAGUGUCAUACAUUGUUAUCAAGAUGUUCUUAUAUGAUUCAAAUAAUGAUUAAGACAGUAAACACAAAUUAUCCAAAUAUUAUGGGGUUUGACCCUAUGGUAAAUCAAAGAUUAUUACCACCAACAUUUCCACGGUAUACAAAAAUAAAACCAAGAAUAGAAGCUUUAAAGUAUUUAGAUGAGUUGUUGAAUAGAUUUCGAACAGUUACUAUGAUCACUAAUCAAAAUGGUUUUCAUGCAGCUUUGGACUUUUUUUUAGAAUUUUCACGACAAAGUCCAUGUAUAUUAUCCAGAUCAAUGUUGCAAAUAGUUUAUUUACCUACAACAAAUCGGGUAUUCGGUGUCCAAAAUUUUGCUGAUGUUUUGAAAGAUGCAGCGCGGAAUUUUAUAGCGCCUCCAGUACUAAUGCCAAAGAGCACGUUACUCCAAAAUCAUCAAGCUAAGGAAUAUGUUGAUAGUUUCUUAUCUCAUUGUGUAGGCCUGUUUGGUAGUUUACUACAACUUACUGGCCACAAUAGGGCAAGACAGAGAGAUAAAUUAGCACACUUAUUAGACGAUUUUGCAAUAUUACAGGACGAAGCUGAAAGAGUUGAUGGAUUCUUACAUGCUUUGUCACUGAAAAGUGAUACACCUAGAUCACAUUUAGCUUGUUUUGGAACGUGGAUUUUGUAUCAUACGUUACGAGUUAUGGUCAUGUAUUUGUUAAGUGGCUUUGAAUUGGAAUUAUAUUCGGUCCAUGAAUAUCACUAUAUAUUUUGGUACCUGUAUGAAUUUCUUUAUGGAUGGCUUGUAUCAGCUAUUACAAGGGCCAAUACAUUCUUAAUGGAACAAGAUGUACAUAAUGAUACACAUAAAGGUAGAGGUAGUAAGAAAAGUGCGAGAAAUAAGAAGAAAAAAUCAACAUCAAGACCAUAUAACUUAGAAAUAUUAAUGUAUCAAGCAAUGCAAAAUAUAUGCGGAGGGUAUUACAAAGCUUUAGUUGGUUUCCGUAUGGAUGGUAAAAUAUUACUUCCUGAGUCGCCAUUUGAUUCAGAACGAGUUCGAUAUGAACAUAGGUUAUUGCCGUUUUCUUCGUUACUGACUCCACCUCCGGUACAUUAUCAAGAAUUCCUAGAUAUGACAAAUGCACAGAUGCAUAAAAGAAACGAGAAGGUUACUAGUGAAAUGCUGUACUUAGCUGGUUGCCGUCAUUUUCAUCAAGCUAGAAAUAUGUUAGAACGAGCAUUGUCUCUUUAUUUACCGAACGCUAGUACUGUGAAUGAGAUCAAUGAUUUAUUGAAAGUGGCGAAAACAAAUUUUGUGGUUCUAAAGUUACUCGCUGAUGGGCAUAAAAAGGAUUCCAAAGAACCUCCAGUAUUUGAUUUCUCAUGUCAUCAACAUUUCCCAUUGAUAAAAUUGAUCUAAAUUACUUGCGACGGCCAUGAUUUCAUAUUAUAAAUUACAUAUUAUUUAUUCUAGCUUUAAACGUGCAAAAAAUAUUUUUGUGUUGUUGACUUUGGAUACCUUUUUUUUUGUCUAAUACAAUCUUUAAUGUUUAAUACAAUCUCUCCUUUUUCUUUUAUUAACAGUACAUCCUUCAUUGUACAGAUAUAUAUUAUUUAUCGUACAUAUUUUGUGGAUAAAUUUCUAUAAAAAAUGAAAAUUAUAUUUGUAUAUAGUUUAUCAUAAAUCGUAUGCUUUAAGUGAGUUCAUGUGAAUAUUAAGAAUGAAUGCGACGAUCGUUUGCGAAGAUGAGGUUUGUGAAAUUUACAGAUCGUUAUGAAAUGUAAAUAACAGAAGUAUAGGAUGUAUAGUCUCGAAAUGUUGUAUAGUAAUACAUCUUAUCAAUGAAAUUGUUAACAGUUCUUGUUAGUGACGUCUGCAACAUUUUGAAUAUAUAUUGCAAGCUUCAGCUAUGUAAUACACGUUCUGAUAACAGUCUUUUUUAUAAUAAUUCGUAAGUUCAUUAAUCAAACGAGACCUAAGUUGUUUAUGUCUACAAAUAUAUUCCCUACAUUUUAGAAAAACAUGAUUUAUAUAUUAUUAAAUUCUGUAUUGUACAGAAACGAAAGAAUAUUGCAACACUAAACUGAAAUAUUAAAUUUCCAUGUAAAAUUACUGAUUGAAAGAUAAAGUACUUGUAAAUUACAAAAUUUAUGUGAGAAAAUGAUGUAUGUCUAAUAAAAAUGAUAAUCUGAAAUAGUUGU
Molecule: messenger RNA, 3882 nt
Organism: Heterotrigona itama
Lineage: Eukaryota; Metazoa; Arthropoda; Insecta; Hymenoptera; Apidae
Source: the annotation of a GenBank genome assembly